GGGCUCCUCGGGAAACGCCGCGGCGCAGGGGCCGUGAUGCUCUCGGUGCUGCGGGCGAGGAGGCGCCGGGGCCGGGGCCGUGCGGGCACGGCAGCCGAGAGGGGCCGGGGCACAGGGUUCGUGUCGUAGAGUUACCGAGAGCCGCGACGGGAUCCUGGAUAUCGCCACUGCUUUCACCAGCCUUGUCCUGGUGCGGGAGACACGGGAACUGCAGCUGGGAUUAGAAACUGAGGACUGCAUUAGAUCCGUAUGGAACCCGCGCUAGCGCAUGGGUUCCUUUACGUUCUUACAGUGCGUCUCUUUUCUAGGAAAAAUGAUUUCUGAAAGCAGCUCCUUCAUCAAGGGUGUGGUGCUUGGAGGAGUCUUCUGCAUGUUGGUUACGCUCCUCGGACAUAUUAAAGUGGGCCACGGGACCAAAGCACAUCACCACGAGCAUCACCACAUCCAGGCUCCCAACAAGGAAGAUGUCUUAAACCUUUCAGAAGGUGAACGUGUGGAGCUUAGUAAAAGCAUCCGUGUUUACUGUAUCAUCCUUGUCAAACCAAAAGAUCUGGGGCACUGGGCUGCAGCAAGGGAGACCUGGAGCAAGCACUGCGACAAGGCAGAAUUCUACAGCUCAGAAAAUGUCAAAGUGUUCGAUUCUGUUGCUGUCAACACAAAUGAUAUGUGGGUGAUGAUGCGGAAAGCGUACAAGAUAGCGUAUGAACGCUAUAAGGAUGAAUUCAGCUGGUUCUUCCUUGCAUAUCCAACAACAUUUGCUAUAAUUGAAAAUCUCAAGUAUUUCUUACUGAAAAAAGACCCCUCACAGCCUUUUUACAUAGGCCACACUGUGAAAUCUGGUGACCUUGAAUAUGUAGAUGGUGAGGGAGGAAUUGUCCUAAGUAUUGAGUCACUAAGACGACUCUCCCGUGUUCUUGGAGACCCUGACAAGUGUCCAGAGCACGGAGGUAUGAUUUGGAAACUCGCAGAGGACAAACAGCUGGCAAUCUGCCUGAAGUACACCGGCGUGUUUGCCGAAAACGCCGAAGAUUCAGAAGGGAAAGACGUCUUUAACACGAAAUCCGUCGGGGCCCUCAUUAAGGAGGCCAUGUCCACUCACCCGCAGCAGGUGGUGGACGGCUGCUGCUCUGACAUGGCCAUCACCUUCAGCGGGCUGGCCCCCAACCACAUGCACGUGAUGAUGUACGGGGUGUACCGGCUCAGGCCCUACGGCCACUCGUACAGUGAUGCCCUGGUCUUCCUGCCCCCGCCAGGCUCGGACAAUGACUGAUGUGUCCUCAGGGAAGGCCUGGAACCGUGGAGUCAGCUCUUCUCGCAGCACACAGUCGGACUGACACAUUCUGGUACUGCUCUACAGGCUUUUUUGCACAUCGAGGGUUGGUAAAACUCUUAAUUUUAAAAGUGGAAGGAGAAUUUUUUUCUAAAUCUUUUAUAGAGAAAUGCUUCUGGCUUUUGAUGGUGCUGGAAUGAAAUGAUAAAAAAUGUUAAUGGUAAUGUUUAUUAUAAAAGGAGAUUAAGUUUAUAGGGGGGGUUUGUACAUGUAAAUAUUUAUUAAUGAAAGCUCAAAUGUACUUUAGUCUACUCCUACAAAUAUAUUUUUGCAAGACUGAUUAUUUCAGUUCAUCCAGGCAUUUCUGGAAUGUCUUUAUAUCUUUCUAAGAUGUACCAAUAAAACUGACUACAGAUUCAGUCUCAAAGACUAACUUUAAGCUAUUUCUUUUACACUGAACUACACAAUAGCUUGAGCUUAUACAACACCUGCUACCUCAUGU
Ficedula albicollis (Collared flycatcher) is the source of this 1772-nucleotide messenger RNA. RefSeq names its product C1GALT1 specific chaperone 1 (gene C1GALT1C1). The coding region runs from base 269 to 1270 and encodes 333 amino acids. Lineage: Eukaryota; Metazoa; Chordata; Aves; Passeriformes; Muscicapidae. The transcript has a single exon. Gene Ontology annotation, molecular function: N-acetylgalactosaminide beta-1,3-galactosyltransferase activity. The record is from RefSeq and is a predicted model, not a curated record.